UGGUGUAAAGAUGCAUAGCGAAAUCAUCUUCGACCAUAUAUAAAGUAUAAGCUCGAAGCAAACCCGCCCCCGCAAGGGAAAGAAACACAGCGUCUCGGCAUCACUGCGUUUGUUCCAAAUAGAUCGAUGGCUUCAUCUGGGAAAUCUGUGUGUUGAAUAGUUGGAGGGAUUUGGAUGGACAGGGUUUUAGAGUUUGGACGAAGAGCCCUCUUCUACGUUAAAGUCCUCUCCGGCUAUGAAGAGCGGCGGAUUCGAUCGUUUAGGUUGGAGCUCGAAAAGCGUCUCAAGAAGGCAGAGGAAAGAAAAGCUGCAAUAAGACAGAUACCAGAACAGGCUAUCUUAGGAGAAGUUCGUCGCAUGGUCGAGGAGAUGCAGACUCUAAAUAAAAAGUUAGAGGAAACCGAGUCUGCCAUUGAAGAGUACUUCAAACCAAUCGACAAAGAAGUAGAAGCAUUAAUGAGAGUGCAACUUGAAGGAGAAGAGAGAACAAUGAAGAACAUGGUUAAAGUGAUGCAGCAACAGGCUUUGUUAGAAAAAACUGAGGCAGAUAAGGUUGGUAGUACCCUUCAAACUGAUAAAAAUCAACAAAAUCAAGACCCUUCAAAAAACUGAGUCAAGGUGAUUUUCGGAGAAGAUAGUGAUGAUUUGAUUUGAUUAGAUUAAUAAAGUCUGUUAUCCUGCAAUUCUGGAAUUUGGAUUUUGGUGCCACCAAUGUCAUAAUAUAUACACUUCACUGCAUAGUCUUAUUUAUUUACAGAGAUAUAAUUGAUUCUAUCAA
Molecule: messenger RNA, 778 nt
Organism: Cucurbita pepo subsp. pepo (vegetable marrow)
Lineage: Eukaryota; Viridiplantae; Streptophyta; Magnoliopsida; Cucurbitales; Cucurbitaceae
Product: transcription factor IIIB
Source: RefSeq, a predicted model, not a curated record